AUGCCUGGUGUCCUUCUUCCGUUGCAAAGGGUCAUCCGUCAGCCAAAAAAAACCAACAGCACCGUUGUCGUCGAAUACGAAGUUACUCGAGAGUUGAUGCCAGCUCAAGUCACGGAGACUCCCAAGACCAAUGCACAUUUUGAUGGCGCGUUCCUCGAAGAUGAAGAAGACGAUGAAGAAAAGCGCGCUCAAUCAUCAGUCGGACCCUUGAAAUUUGGCGAUUAG
Lentinula edodes (shiitake mushroom) is the source of this 225-nucleotide messenger RNA. RefSeq lists its product as uncharacterized. Lineage: Eukaryota; Fungi; Basidiomycota; Agaricomycetes; Agaricales; Omphalotaceae. Bases 1 to 225 code for a protein of 74 amino acids. The record is from RefSeq and is a predicted model, not a curated record. The transcript has 2 exons.